AUGAAGCUCAAAGUCGCCUUGAUUUUUUUGUUUGCUUGCACGUGCAAUUUUGUCUCUUUGAAAGCUCUGAGGGAAGAGGAGAUGAUGAAGUUGUCCCUCAAUCAUUAUACUUUAAUGUGGGUCAACACUUUAACUGAAUAUAUUUUGAGCAACGAGAGAUAUAAGCGUGACCAAACCAAAGCCGAGGACUUUUUGCUGCGCCGAGGAUACAUACUGUCGCAGUUCAAAAAAUUCCGACGAGUUGGUCGAGCCAAAAGUUACUUCGCAAGAAAUGACGUUUACAAAAACACGUUGAGAAGACGAAGCCUGCCACCGCCUAUCAAGCUUGAUUUGAGAAACGAUGUGCAAAUUACUAAUAUUUAG
Molecule: messenger RNA, 363 nt
Organism: Cotesia congregata
Lineage: Eukaryota; Metazoa; Arthropoda; Insecta; Hymenoptera; Braconidae
Source: the annotation of a GenBank genome assembly